CGGCAAAAGGCAGCCCCAGCUAAAGGUUCGUGAUCAUUACAGCGUUUGGUUUUGUUUGAGGCACACCUCGCUUAUGCCGUAGUCGAAAGAUUGUUUGUGUGGUUGCUUUCAGUUGUCGCUCCUUCACGCUCUGGUCCAAGUGCCAGACGAAUCUCCAGGAUCAGCGAACUGCAUAGGAACCUCCCAGCAAACUUCCGAAAAGUGAAUUGAAAAAAGCAACAUAAAAUGACACCCAUCAGUUGGAGUACGACGCUCGUGGUGUUGGUGGCGGCGCUAUGCCUUGGGACCACCAUGGCGGCCCCCAGCACCCGGGUGAAACGAGAGAACGAGCUGAGUGCCGAAGCAGCGGGUGUGAAUCCAGUUGCUGCCGUCUCCGAGGACGCCUCAAUCAAUGACCUCGACCGUGACAAGCGAAAAAUUCCGGCUGAUCACAAGUUCGAAGCGAAAAACGCCAUCCUCGGAUUUGUGUUCGGAAAAAUCAACUCCAUCAUCGACGCCAAGACCCGCCUGGUGGACAAACUGGAACAGGUUAACAUCGAGAAGAACAAGCAGCACCACAUCGAAUCGCCGAAGCCCAUCACCAGCUUCCAGACGCUAGUGUCCUCGGUGAUCACACCCAAGGUGCAGUUCAUCACGCAGAAGAUCGGUUCGCUGAGCGGAAGCUUCCUGGGUGGAUCUUCGGGCGGUGGUGAUAACGGUGGUGAUGAGCAUGGCAACGGAAGCCCCGCUGCACCCGGCCUAGGGGGUGUUGUGUCCUCUCUGCUGAAGCUCUCCGGCCCGAUCCUGUCCGGAUCGUCCGGUGCGAACGGUGGCGGCUCUAACUCGGUAUCGCUGGGCGAUCACGAUGAUGACGACGAGUAAAUCAAUCGCUCACCGGGUGAAACAAUGUUAUUAUGUUUUGGAUUAUGUUAUUUAUCACCGAGGAAAAACAGGAAAAUUAAACAAAAACUGGGUUCCAUGAUUGUGUUCCAUGUGGUACUUGUACCAUUCGUGACUCGAAAUUAACCGAAAAUCAUUCUCAUUACGCGAUCAUUCAUACGUAAGAAAUUAUAAGGCAAUAGUAGCUGAUAGUUAGGGGAGGAGAGGAGAGAGUCACACAUAGGUAGGGUUUGAUGAAAAAUGGAAAACAAACAACAAGAGAAAAAAAACAAAAGAAUCUGAAACGAUAGCAAGUUUCUAAUCAAA
Messenger RNA from Toxorhynchites rutilus septentrionalis, 1185 nucleotides. RefSeq lists its product as uncharacterized. The coding region runs from base 226 to 861 and encodes 211 amino acids. NCBI's taxonomy places the organism in Eukaryota, Metazoa, Arthropoda, Insecta, Diptera, Culicidae. The record is from RefSeq and is a predicted model, not a curated record. The transcript has 4 exons.